Molecule: messenger RNA, 1964 nt
Organism: Bufo gargarizans (Asiatic toad)
Lineage: Eukaryota; Metazoa; Chordata; Amphibia; Anura; Bufonidae
Gene: STIP1
Product: stress induced phosphoprotein 1
Exons: 14
Coding region: 86-1714 (542 amino acids)
Molecular function (GO): Hsp90 protein binding
Source: RefSeq, a predicted model, not a curated record
CGUGCCACUUACUGGGCGGGCUUUGAACUGUCAUCUUCUAGUAGGUUCGAGAAGACGCGUGGAGAGUCAGGAAUACGGUGCAGCUAUGGAGACGGCUAAUGAAUUAAAAGAGAGGGGCAACAAGGCUCUGUCGGCUGGGAAUUUGGAUGAAGCGGUGCAAUGCUACACAGAAGCCAUCAAACUGGACCCCAAAAACCAUGUGCUGUAUAGUAAUCGCUCAGCAGCCUUCGCCAAAAAGAGGGAAUACUCCAAAGCCCUGGAAGAUGGCAGCAAAACGGUAGAGCUGAAGCCUGACUGGGGAAAGGGAUAUUCUCGAAAAGCUGCAGCCUUGGAAUUUCUUAAUCGCUUUGAGGAAGCCAAAAAAACCUAUGAAGAGGGUCUAAGACAUGAGCCAACAAAUGCACAGCUUAAAGAGGGCCUGCAGAAUAUGGAAGCAAGGCUAGCAGAGAGGAAGUUUAUGAAUCCUUUCAACUCCCCUAACUUAUUCCAGAAAUUAGAGUCUGACCCCCGUACACGAGCCCUUCUUAGUGACCCCAGCUACAGAGAACUUAUAGAACAACUGAGAAACAAACCAUCUGAUCUUGGCACAAAGCUCCAAGACCCACGAGUUAUGUCAACACUAAGUGUAUUACUAGGGGUAGAUCUUGAAAGUUGUGAUGAGGAAGAGGAACCACCUGCACCACCUCCCCCUCAGCCCAAGAAGGAGACUAAGCCCGAGCCAAUGGAAGAAGACCUCCCAGAAAACAAAAAACAGGCUCAAAAGGAGAAAGAGUUUGGCAAUGAAGCUUACAAGAAGAAAGAUUUUGAAACUGCACUGAAGCACUAUGCUCAAGCCCGUGAACUUGAUCCAGCUAACAUGACUUAUAUUACAAAUCAGGCAGCUGUAUACUUUGAACAAGGAGAUUACAAUCGGUGCAGAGAGCUAUGUGAAACAGCCAUUGAGGUCGGAAGAGAAAAUCGUGAAGACUAUAGACAAAUUGCCAAAGCUUAUGCACGUAUUGGAAAUUCCUAUUACAAAGAAGACAAGUACAAGGAAGCAAUUCAGUUCUUCAACAAAUCUUUGGCAGAGCACAGAACACCAGAUGUUCUUAAGAAAUGUCAGCAGGCAGAGAAAAUCCUAAAGGAACAGGAACGCCUAGCAUAUAUAAAUCCUGAGCUAGCUCUGGACGAGAAGAAUAAAGGCAACGAGGCCUUCCAAAAAGGAGAUUAUCCACUAGCCGUGAAACAUUACUCAGAAGCGAUCAAGAGGAAUCCAAAAGAUGCCAAACUGUACAGCAACCGUGCUGCAUGCUACACGAAGCUGCUGGAAUUUCAGCUUGCACUAAAGGACUGUGAAGAAUGUAUACGACUAGAACCUGCAUUCAUUAAAGGCUAUACUCGCAAAGCUGCUGCAUUGGAGGCCAUGAAAGAUUACACUAAGGCUAUGGAUGUCUAUCAAAAGGCACUAGAUCUGGACUCUGCAUGCAAGGAAGCAACUGAUGGCUAUCAAAGGUGUAUGAUGUCACAGUACCAUCGAAAUGACAGUCCCGAGGAUGUAAAGCGCAGAGCUAUGGCAGAUCCAGAAGUGCAGCAAAUAAUGAGUGAUCCAGCAAUGAGACUUAUAUUAGAACAGAUGCAAAAGGAUCCACAGGCCCUGAGCGAACAUUUGAAGAACCCAGUUAUUGCCCAGAAAAUUCAGAAACUGAUGGAUGUAGGAUUGAUUGCUAUUCGGUGAUGAACUCCUUGCACCUUCUUUUUCUCCAAUGUUGUUAUCCCUUCUGCUACUUCUUUAUUGCUGUCCACCUGUGAGGAAGCACUUGAGUGCUGAAGGACAUGCCAGAAAGUUUCCUCUUGAUUCAGCAAAGUACAGGGGAGAGAUCUGUGCGCCAGACACUCUAGUAUUGCGCUGUUUUUCUGUCAUUCUCUCCCAUUUGCUAAGUUUAUUAAUCUGUAAUGAUGUUAAUAAAGAGCAGCACGUGACAAGA